Molecule: messenger RNA, 519 nt
Organism: Letharia lupina
Lineage: Eukaryota; Fungi; Ascomycota; Lecanoromycetes; Lecanorales; Parmeliaceae
Exons: 2
Coding region: 1-519 (172 amino acids)
Source: RefSeq, a predicted model, not a curated record
AUGAAAGGCCCACCUGCUGGCGUCAAUCGCCCCAAGGAAUCCGCAGAAGGACUUGCAGAGCAGCAACGUCGAAGGCCGCGAGACCGAGCAACCGCUGAGCAGUCAGCGACAUCAACAGCUGAACCCUCUCGUAGCCAGUUGGGCUUGCGAAUGGGUCCGGAUGGCCUACUGAGAGUCGACCUUUUAAGGGUCCAGCCUCAAUCCCCCGGUUGCGACGGGCAGUCGGCCUGGGAUCGCCCGGAGCAAGAUCGCUUGGCGGAUUUCAAAUCGCAAAUGGCCAUUCCCACGGGACGUCCGUACGCCGGGAUGUCAUACCCAGAACAACGAGGAAGCCAUACGGCCACGCUUACCUCAGCUUCUGUGUUGGCGCUCGCCGAGACGCCCAAGGAUAAGCUGUUCACGGAGCUCUGGCCUGCUUGUAGCGAGAAGGUCUAUCCGGGUGCGCUCAACAUGGAUGCGAUUGAUAGCAGUGUUUUGUGCGCUUUGGCUACGGCUCUUGAUGAUCGGAUAGAAGUGUAG